UUCCGGUGGAGACGUGGCUCUGUGCUGCUGCCAUAUUGACGCUAGCUAGCUAACAACCACACAACGAGAAGUCAGCUGCACAAUCGCUCCUUGUUAUUCCAGAGUGAUACGAAAUCCCCUCAAAGCGAGACACGCGAGAGACCGAAGACCGUCCUACCAUAGCGAGGGACCAAAAUGGUGCUGUUGGCAGCGGCGGUGUGCACCAAGGCCGGGAAGGCCAUUGUAUCGCGGCAGUUUGUGGAAAUGACCCGGACUCGUGUAGAGGGUCUCCUGGCUGCAUUCCCCAAACUGAUGAACACAGGCAAACAGCACACCUUUGUGGAAACAGACAGUGUUCGCUAUGUGUAUCAGCCUCUUGAGAAACUCUACAUGGUCCUCAUCACCACCAAGAACAGCAACAUCCUUGAGGACCUGGAGACGCUCAGACUCUUCUCCCGCGUGAUCCCAGAAUACUGUCGUGUGCUGGAGGAGAGUGAAAUAUCAGAGCACUGUUUUGACCUGAUCUUUGCCUUCGAUGAGAUUGUGGCAUUAGGCUACAGAGAGAACGUCAACCUGGCUCAGAUCCGCACCUUCACAGAGAUGGACUCCCACGAGGAGAAGGUGUUCCGUGCUGUCAGAGAGACCCAAGAAAGAGAGGCCAAGGCAGAGAUGAGGAGGAAGGCCAAGGAGCUGCAACAGGCUAGACGAGACGCUGAGCGCUCCGGAAAGAAGGUGCCUGCUUUUGGCGGCUUCGGCAGCGCUGGCAUGACCAGUAUCUCCUCAGGGUCCAUCAUCACAGACACCAUCGUCGAGCCGGAGAAACCCAAGAUCACACCCAGUACAGCCAGAUCAAGUGGACCCAGUAAGGCUCUGAAACUGGGCGCUAAAGGAAAAGAGGUGGACAACUUUGUUGACAAGCUGAAGUCUGAGGGUGAAACCAUCAUGUCCAACACAGGAAAGAGAGGCUCAGAUGUAUCCAAGGUUCUUCCUCCGCCAGUCAAUGUGGAGAGUGUACAUCUGCGUGUGGAGGAGAAGAUCUCGCUGACUUGUGGUCGUGACGGUGGCCUACAGAACAUGGAGUUGCUGGGCAUGGUGACACUCCGAGUCAUGGACGACAAGAAUGGACGCAUUCGCCUCAUUCUCAAUAAUAAUGACAACAAAGGGUUGCAGCUGCAAACACAUCCCAAUGUGGACAAGAAGUUGUUUACAGCGGAGUCCGUGAUUGGCCUGAAAAAUCCAGAGAAGUCCUUCCCUCUCAACAACGAUGUUGGCGUGCUUAAGUGGAGACUACAGACCACAGACGAGGCCCUCAUACCUCUAACCAUAAACUGCUGGCCUUCAGAGAGUGCUACUGGCUGUGAUGUCAACAUUGAGUAUGAGCUGCAGGAGGAUAGUCUUGAGCUCAAUGACGUGGUCAUCAGCAUCCCUGUACCGUCUGGGGUGGGAGCUCCAGUUAUUGGUGAUUUGGACGGCGAGUACAAACAUGACAGCAGGCGAAACAUCCUUGAGUGGUGCUUACCUGUCAUUGAUUCCAACAACAAGACCGGUAGCCUGGAGUUUAGCAUCGCCGGUCAGCCCAAUGACUUCUUUCCUGUCAACGUGUCCUUUGUGUCCAAGCGCAACUACUGUGACAUCCAGGUUACCAAAGUGACUCAAGUGGAUGGCGACAUCUCCACUAAAUUUUCUUCAGAAACCUCCUUCGUUGUCGACAAAUACGAAAUCCUGUAAAAUAUUCAGAAAACGACAAAAUCUAAAAAAAAAAAAAUCACCAACAAAAAAGUUCUAUGCUACAGAGAAAGAUUGAAGAUUUCUUGCCUGCCCACCCUGUAUACUAUUUCAAAGACUGUGUACAUCGACAGGACGACAUCAGGCCUCCGGUCGAGGCCUCUUCCUGUGGUGGAGCAGAGCAGCGUGGUGUAUUUAUAUGUUUGUAUGAGAGAGGAUCAUCUAUAUAUAGAGUUAAUUGAACAGGUAAAACCAUCAAGCCCACACAAAAAAAAGAAAACUACACUGAUGCUGUUGUGUUGGCCAACCAGAGCAGUAAAGACAACUUUAGACAAGUAGAGGAUGACUGGGGGAACAGCAGUGGCCAUCCUGCAUCAGUCUGCCAUGUGGUAGAGAGAGAGAGAGAGAGGGAGAGACCACGGACCUGAGGCCACUGUAUCAGUCUCCAACAGAAAGAGCUGGUAGUGAUCAUCCUCCACAAACUCUCCUUCUCACUCACAUUGCAAUGGUUCAUCAAAUCUUAAAUGGGGUUCUUGCUUUCUGUUAUCCAUAGUAACUGCAGCAUUGUAGCUGUCUCAAUCAUUAUAAGCCUGUUGCUCUUUAAUUUGUUAAACUAUUGUGAUUUGCUCUAAUGAUCUGACUUCCAAUUUCUUUGUUUUUCUUUCUUGUGAGAAGUUUGAUUUUUCAGUUUUUGUAGGGAGGUAACACAUUGGUUCUUCGCUGAAAAGCUAAAUAUGGCUUAGUGCUAAACAUCCUUUAUGUACUCUCUGUGGUUAUCAUCAGCAAAAUUGUCCUUUUAUUUCUAACUUUGAUAUUUUUUACUGUUUGCUGUAUAAUUUGUCAAUGUUUAUCAUUAAUUUGGAUAUUGAAAUUUGACAGUGAAGAGCAGGACUUUGUAAGGGAGCCUCAGCUGCAGGGCAAAGAGAAUUACCAGUAAAUAUAUUGGACUUUCGCAUCAAUUGAAUGUUCUGACUUUUUUGUAACAUGAGUGCAACCACUUCUCACUUUGUCAGAAGGAAACGUGGCCAUGUUUCAUUCUGCUCCAUUUAAGUCCACUAGUCAGCCCUUAGAUACGUCAGAAUGAAAAGUUCUUUGAACACAGCCCAGAAACAACACACAAGCAACUAAUCUUACAUCUGACACCCGACGCAAGGCGUUGUUGAUCUGGAGUGGGUCUGAGUUGUUUUGAUGGUAGAAAUCCGGGCACAGCAGGAGAGCAGGGAUCAGACUGUCAGCCUGAUAUUCAGCCCCACAGGUUCGAGGUAAGCAGAGAGACUACUGGAGCACUCGCAGUGAAGUCUGCUGCCGACAACCUCUGACCAUCCACCCAGUCAUCCUUUACUUACAUUCUCACUGUACAUCAAUACUAUUCAAAACAAUGCUUUUCAUCUUGGUUUCUUUUCCUUUUCUUUGUCAUUUGUACUCCCCAAAUUACAAUUUGACAGUGGAUGUGGGGUUGAAAAUGGCUAUUUUGAGCAUUUUUAACUAUAGUUCUGAAGGGGAAUCUUAACAUUCCAGUGUACAAUUAGAAAAAAGAAUCUUUAAUGGAAUAAAAUGUAUUAUUGAAAAUGUAA
Limanda limanda (common dab) is the source of this 3278-nucleotide messenger RNA. RefSeq names its product coatomer subunit delta. The coding region runs from base 175 to 1707 and encodes 510 amino acids. The transcript has 10 exons. Gene Ontology annotation, cellular component: cytosol; COPI vesicle coat. The record is from RefSeq and is a predicted model, not a curated record. Lineage: Eukaryota; Metazoa; Chordata; Actinopteri; Pleuronectiformes; Pleuronectidae. Gene Ontology annotation, biological process: endoplasmic reticulum to Golgi vesicle-mediated transport; Golgi localization; retrograde vesicle-mediated transport, Golgi to endoplasmic reticulum.